CCCCUCCUUGAGCUAAUGCAGAGAGGAAAAGGGAGGGGAGAAGCGCUACAGCCCCAGCAGCCUUUUCAAACACAAAUACACCCCACAUUUACACGUUUCACCGGCAGAAACCCGGACCCCGAGAGUUGGAUACCGUCUACGUUCGGCAUCCCGCUCCAAACGCGUCCCGAGGAGGCGGCCGAGCGGCUGGAUAAACCCAAUAAACCCCGAACCGGAGAAAAGCGGCCUGUUUUGUUCCUGAUCUCCCGGAGCCGAGGCUCAAGCUCGCUGGCGACCGGUGGAGCAGCUUCUAUCGCCUCCUUUCAUGCCUUUUGGACAUUUCUUCUUUCCUUUUUCGCCUCGCCGCGCCCGCGUACUUCAAGUUAUGUCGCUGACGUGAGCUACUAAGCUAACGAACUGAAGCUAACGUUGUUUUCGGCGGCUCGCGAGAAAGUCGCCCGAGAAGCGGGCCUGUUUUGUUUUUGCAGCGCCAUGAAAAGCAGGGGGGCACAAUAACACACACACUCAUACACACACACACGCUCACGCGUACAUAUAUCCGCGCACACACCGGGUCUUCGGCUCUGCCCCUGCGCCGGGCGCUUAUCGUUAACGGAGGCUCGCUCGCCGCGAGGAAGGAAAGUGAUGUGAAGAAGCGGCGCCGCGGCCACGACCGGCGGUUGGAGUCGACGGCGGGGAGCUGGCGUUAACGCAGCCGAGCAGAAACAGGCCCUCUUCUUCACAGCAAAAGACGACCCCCCCCCCCCCCGGAUUUAACACGAGCUCAUGAUGAUCAUUCGGGCUCGUUUUCUGUCACGGAUGAGAGAGAAAGCCGUUAAAAGUAAUGGCGUGGUGGUGGUUGUGCUGAACGCGAUGUGCGCUGCUGUGCUUCUGUGGAAAGACAUUUCCAGCGUGCGUGUGUGCUGAUUAGCUCCCCGUGCUAACCGGGCUACAGCUCUCAGCCGUGGAUUAUAAUAUAAACCUGUACAUAUACGUAUAUAUGUAUGUGUGUGUACAACUUCGGCUCCAGUCACCGUGUGGAACGUCUGCGAAGACGUCGGACUUGCAGCCCGUGAACGUUAUCACGGAGGACGGCGUUUGUCAGCGAGGUCCGCCUUCCUUCCUAGCCGAGGCAUUAAUCUGACUGGGCGACAUUGUGGAGAACGUUAGCCGGCGGGACCUGCUGCGUGAUCCUCUCCCCCCCUUUCUCUCUCCCUGUCUUCCUCCACCCGCCUCUCUCUCUCUCUCUCUGUUUAUUUUCUCCCCGAGCUGCAUCUGUCGAGCCCUGAGACUUGCUGAGGAUGAACCCGGUGAAUGCGACCGCUCUCUACGUGUCCGCUUGCCGUUCGGUGCUGCAGUGCGAUCCCCGGGACCCCCAGGCUUUAGCCGAGCUCUAUAAGCUGCUACCGUUCUUCAGACAGUCCCUCGCCUGCCUAGUGUGCGGGAAUUUGCUCCAAGAUCCGAUCGCCCCGACCAACUCAUCGUGCCAGCACUAUGUCUGUAAAACGUGUAAAGGCAAAAAGAUGAUGAUGAAGCCAUCUUGCAGCUGGUGUAAGGACUACGACCAGUUUGAGGAGAAUAAGCAGCUAUGUAUCUUGGUAGAUUGCUAUAGGAAGCUCUGUGAGUACAUUGCAGAGUCUCCCCUUGCCUCCCAUAUUUCAAGUGCUGUGGGGGGAUCCCCGGACAUACUGGCUCUGUUGAACGAGGGCCUUUCGUUGGACAAUAACAAACAGGGGGAGGACUUUCUUUCACUGAGCUUGACGCACCACUCUCCUCCUCCCUCAACCUCGGAGACGCCUCCUGAGGAGGAUCCGUCGCCCCAUUUGUCCGAGGUGAAAGAGCAGACCCUGAGUCCGUUAGGGGUGAACGGCCUUCAGGACUGUAACGGGUUAAGUAACGUGGACGAGUUAACAUCCAGCUUGCCCUCACCUCACAGUAAUGUCCCGGUGACGGUGGAAGUGGACAGUGAGGUGGUGAAACAAGAAAACUUUACAAAUGAAAUUCCUGUAAGUGAGGCUGUGGCUGCGGCCGGUGAGGAGCUUUGUGCCAGCAGCAUGGACAUAUGCGGUUUCGGAGAGGACAUAAAACACGAUGGGGGUACUCUCUUGUUGAGCGUUGAGGAGGUGCUCAGGACUCUGGAGCCAGACCAUGUUCCUCAGGAUGAGUGCCCUACUAUCCUACAGUCAAGCCUUGAGGCUUCAGGGAACAUAAAUGGACCGUUUGGCUGUUCCACCACCUCUGCUGAUUCUUCUCGGCAGCUUUCCUCCCUUCCCCCUGACUCUGCAGGGGUCUUGGCGCCCCAGCAUCCGGCCACACAGCAGAACCCUCAGCCCUCCUCUGGAAUAUCCUGUUCUGCUGUUACUCCCAGAGUGCCACGGUCUAGCCGUAAACGUUCCCGCUCUGAGAGCGACAGCGAAAAGAUUCAGCCCCUGCCCAUCUCUACCAUUAUCAGGGGGCCCACUCUUGGUGCCUCUGUGACUGUUCCUGUCAAGUGUGAACCUAAAGUUCCAGCACAGGCUGCACCCCACAUGGCGGCUGUCCCCAACGGUGGGGGGUUGUCAAAAGUGGGGAAGGCCUUGUUGGUGCCCAAUAAAAGUGUCAAAAAACCUCUUGACCAGCAUGGACCCAAAAAGGCGUACACAAAGGCAAAACAGACCACUCCCAAAUCGAAAGAUAAGACGAAAGAGCGGAUUGCGACCAAUCCCCUUGUUCCGGGGAGCCCGACAAAAGUGGUGUACAAGAAGCCGCAGGAGAAGAAGGGCUGCAAGUGCGGCAGAGCCACCCAAAACCCAAGUGUUCUUACGUGUCGGGGCCAGCGAUGCCCGUGUUACUCCAACCGCAAAGCCUGUCUGGACUGCAUAUGCCGAGGCUGCCAGAACUCCUACAUGGCCAAUGGUGAGAAGAAACUGGAGGCGUUUGCCGUGCCAGAGAAAGCCCUAGAGCAGACCAGGCUCACCCUGGGUAUCAAUGUCACCAGCAUAGCAGUGAGAAACGCGGCCGGCAGCGGGGCUGGGGGGGUGCUGAAUGUCACCUCAGCAGCAGGCCCACCUGUAGCCUCGUUUUUAGCUGCUGGACAUCAUGAAGACAAGGGUUUUGAUGAGACUUUGGAUAUGAGGUUUGACUGUUGAGCCCUGCACAAUGCUCUUACCAUCGCACCCCCCUUAUUCCAGCCUGGCUCACUCUUGGCAAGGUGCCACCGAGACCUGGAGGGGAGCCAGUGGAGUCAACAAAAUAAGGCAGCUACUGUGAUUCUGUUCCAGUUCAUGUUAUCAAUUGAAUUAGUCGUUGCUGAAGCUUGUGCCUAUAAAUCACUUGUAACAUGCUUUUUUUUGUUGUCUUACACACUAUUGUGAAUUAGAAAAGUCAUGUUACUGUAAGUUGAGAAUUCUUUUGGCAGAUUUUUUUUUUUAUUAUUAUUAUUGUUUCACUACAAGUGAUCUAUACGGCAUGAUCUUUGGCAAGAAAUGCUUGACCUCGUUGUUGUGGGUCAUGUUAUGUGCAUAUGUGGAUGACUUUGAGUUAGUAGGCUAGAAGACGAGACCUGUUCAAAGAAAUGGUACCUGCUAUGUCAGUAGAGACUGGUUGUAUUUAUAAACAUUUUUGUACACAGACUUAUGGAAUUCAAUUUAAAAGUACAUUUUAUGAUAUAUUUUUUAAGUUACAUUAACAACAUUUGCAGUAUUUAUUGGGCAUCACUUAACAUAGAUUGCAGUCCAUCUAGGGCUUCAUCAGGAUACCAUUUCUACAGAUGCAAGUCACUGAGAUGCAGUAUGUUCGGUUUCUGUCUAAAUUAUGUUGCAGUCCUGUUUGUGCUAGUUUAUGCUGUCUAAAACUUUUUUUUUUUCCCUUGGGGCAUUUAAAUACCUGUAAUAUAAAUGUAACAUAUUUCCACAUAAAA
Pygocentrus nattereri (red-bellied piranha) is the source of this 3877-nucleotide messenger RNA. RefSeq names its product MSL complex subunit 2b (gene msl2b). The coding region runs from base 1281 to 3107 and encodes 608 amino acids. Gene Ontology annotation, cellular component: MSL complex. Gene Ontology annotation, molecular function: ubiquitin protein ligase activity. The record is from RefSeq and is a predicted model, not a curated record. NCBI's taxonomy places the organism in Eukaryota, Metazoa, Chordata, Actinopteri, Characiformes, Serrasalmidae. The transcript is spliced from 3 exons.